This is a messenger RNA of Drosophila montana, 5191 nucleotides long. RefSeq names its product crooked legs (gene crol). Gene Ontology annotation, molecular function: RNA polymerase II cis-regulatory region sequence-specific DNA binding; DNA-binding transcription repressor activity, RNA polymerase II-specific. The coding region runs from base 464 to 5002 and encodes 1512 amino acids. Gene Ontology annotation, cellular component: membrane; nucleoplasm. Gene Ontology annotation, biological process: regulation of transcription by RNA polymerase II. The record is from RefSeq and is a predicted model, not a curated record. The transcript is spliced from 12 exons. Lineage: Eukaryota; Metazoa; Arthropoda; Insecta; Diptera; Drosophilidae.
AUUCAAUUUUCAGUUUGCUUUGCUCUGUACACCGUACACCACCGCCUCUCACCCGCGCGGCGUUUUGAUUUUUCUACUACUGUUGCUGCUGUGCUGCUAAAGUUUUUUCCACAUACACGCACCGCAACCACUACAAUCAAGUUAAAUUACCAGGACUCGGGCUGCAGUCGGAUAUACAAACUAUAAGAAAAAGUACAUGGGCAUGUCCUAGAACAGAAAAGAAGAAUAAGCUACAUGCCACGACGGCCAGCGAAAGCAGUCGACAGCAGCAACAACGACAACAAUAUGUAGGCUGCAUCAACCACAGCUACAGCAGCAGCAACAUAACAACAACUACAACUUCAACAACAACUACAACAACAAUAACAACAACUGUUUAAGAAGCAGCAGCAACAAUCAACACGAGAACAACAAGAAUUAAAAAAAGAGAGCGGCAACAUUAUUUGUGUCUAGUUCUCCUUAAAUGCAGCACGUGAGCGCUGCCAGUUCGGCACCUUCGGUGGUUUCAGCACCGGUGGUGACCACUGGCGGUGGCACCACCAUCACUUUGGGCGGACCGCCGCCAUUGCCCAGCAGCAAAUCAGAUCAUAAAGACGACGGCAACAAGCCGCCACACGGCAUUGAAAUGUAUAAAGUGAACAUUGAGGAUAUAUCACAGUUAUUUACGUAUCACGAGGUCUUUGGCAAAAUCCAUGGCGAUGUGGUGAAUCAUGUGGCGGCGGUGCAUGGCAGCCAGCUGCCACCGCCGCAGCUGCCACCGCCACCGCCACUACCGCCGCAGACGACGCAUUCGGCUAGCGCAGCUGCAGCAGCAGCGGCGGCGUCCACAAAUAAUGCAGCCGUCGCUGCUGUAAUGGCCUCGGCCAAUGCAGCAGCCGCGGCUGCAGCGGCCGCCUCAGCAGCGGCCACAGCCCAACAGCAACAGCAGCAACAGCAAGCCCCAGCGACAAGCACAAAUGCUGGAUCACAACAGGGCAGCGCCACGGUGACCACAACUAGCUCGGGCAGCAACGGGGGGAAUGGGGGCAACAACAACAACUCGACGACGACGACGACGGGUGAGUUGCUAAUGCCGAAAAUGGAGGGCGGCAUUCAUGGCGUCGAUGGGCAAUCGAGCGUUGCGUUGGCGCCGGAUGGCACGCCCAUAGCGACUGGUACGCAUGUGUGCGACAUUUGUGGCAAGAUGUUCCAGUUUCGCUAUCAGCUGAUUGUGCACCGUCGCUACCACAGCGAGCGCAAGCCGUUCAUGUGUCAGGUAUGCGGUCAGGGUUUUACCACAUCGCAGGAUUUGACCCGGCAUGGGAAGAUCCACAUUGGCGGUCCCAUGUUCACUUGCAUUGUGUGCUUCAAUGUGUUUGCCAAUAAUACGAGUCUGGAGCGCCAUAUGAAAAGGCAUUCAACGGACAAGCCAUUCGCCUGCACCAUUUGCCAAAAGACUUUCGCACGCAAAGAGCAUCUGGACAAUCAUUUUCGUUCGCAUACGGGCGAAACACCGUUCCGUUGUCAGUACUGCGCCAAGACGUUUACGCGCAAGGAGCACAUGGUUAAUCAUGUGCGCAAACACACGGGUGAGACGCCACAUCGUUGCGAUAUUUGUAAGAAGUCCUUCACGCGCAAGGAACACUAUGUUAACCACUACAUGUGGCACACUGGUCAAACACCGCAUCAGUGCGAUGUCUGCGGCAAGAAAUACACGCGCAAGGAGCACCUAGCCAACCAUAUGCGCUCCCACACCAACGAGACGCCGUUUCGUUGCGAAAUCUGCGGCAAGAGCUUUAGUCGCAAGGAGCAUUUCACCAAUCACAUACUCUGGCAUACAGCAGGCGAGACGCCGCAUCGGUGCGACUUCUGCUCCAAGACGUUUACGCGCAAGGAGCAUUUGUUAAAUCACGUGCGCCAGCACACGGGAGAGUCGCCGCAUCGCUGCUCCUACUGCAUGAAGACGUUUACGCGCAAGGAGCAUCUGGUGAAUCAUAUACGCCAGCACACGGGUGAGACACCGUUCAAGUGCACGUACUGCACGAAAGCGUUCACACGCAAAGAUCACAUGGUUAAUCAUGUACGGCAACAUACAGGCGAAUCGCCGCACAAGUGCACAUACUGCACCAAGACGUUUACGCGCAAGGAGCACCUCACGAAUCAUGUGCGACAGCACACGGGCGAUUCGCCGCACCGUUGCAGCUACUGCAAGAAGACCUUCACCCGCAAGGAGCAUUUGACGAAUCAUGUACGCCUGCACACUGGAGAUUCGCCGCACAAAUGCGAAUACUGUCAGAAGACGUUCACGCGCAAGGAGCAUCUCAAUAACCAUAUGCGCCAGCACUCCAGCGACAAUCCCCACUGUUGCAAUGUGUGCAACAAGCCCUUCACACGCAAGGAGCAUUUGAUUAAUCAUAUGUCCCGUUGCCACACCGGCGAUCGUCCUUUCACCUGCGAGACGUGCGGUAAAUCGUUUCCCCUCAAGGGUAAUCUGCUGUUCCAUCAGCGCAGCCACACCAAGGGCCAGGAGUGCGAGCGUCCGUUUGCCUGCGAGAAGUGCCCCAAGAAUUUCAUAUGCAAAGGUCACUUGGUCUCGCACAUGCGCUCCCAUUCGGGCGAGAAACCGCACGCGUGCACACUGUGCAGCAAGGCUUUCGUCGAGCGCGGCAAUUUGAAGCGCCACAUGAAGAUGAAUCACCCGGAUGCUAUGAUGCCGCCACCACCCGUGCAUCCGCAUCCGCAAAUACCGGCUGGUGUGCUGACCCAAGUCAAGCAGGAAGUGAAACCGAUCAUAAUUCCCCAUCAUUCGGCGACAACAACGAUGCACACCAUUCAGCAGAUAACAGCGGGCGCUGCAGCGGCUGGCGCCGGUGCCGUCCAGUUAACGCCUGGCUUGGUGCCGCUUGUCACCAGCUCGCUCAUCUCGCACAAUGCCCAGCAGUCGCAGAAGCAGCAGCAGGCGGCCGCAGCAGUUGCCGCACAACAGCAGGCGGCGGCAGCAGCCGCUGCCCAGCAACAGGCGGCGGCGGCUCAACAACAAGCGGCAGCAGCAGCGCAUCAGCAACAUCAGCAACAGGUGGCCGCGCAGCAGCAACAACAGCAACAGCAGGCGGCAGUCGCUGCACAUCAGCAGCAGCAACAGCAACUGCAGCAGCAGCAGUUGCUGCAAUUGUCCAUACAGCAUGCGGCGCAUCAUCACCAGCAGCAGCAUCAGCAGCAGCAGCAGCAACAGCAGCAGCAGCAGCAACAUCAUCAACAGCAACAACAACAACAGUCGCAUCCACAGGCGCCGCCUCAGCAACAACAACAGCAGCAGCCACCACCACAGGUGCCAAUUGCAUUGAUAAGUGAUCCAAGCGCGCUGGCGCGUGCCGCGAUGCAACUGCAGCAUCUGCCCACAAAUGUGGAGCAACAUCCGGUGGUUACUUACUGCAGUCUCAACCUCCGUGCUCUGAAUGAUAUGAUCGGGAAAAAUCGAAUUGCACUUACCAGUCUGGUGGGUCUACUGCUCGCCUCUUUGGGUCUAAUAUCUGUUCUUAAUUUAGAGCGCAUACAACGUCGCGCCUUGGAGUGGUUCAUGGUGCUCAAGCCCAACUCGAUGCUGAGCAGUCUCUGGCAAAAGCCAAGCUUAGACAUAACCGCCAGUGUUUACAUCUUCAACUGGACGAAUGCGGAACAGUUUAGCAAUCCGAAUGUCAAGCCGCGCUUUGAAGAAUUGGGGCCCUACUCCUUCACUGAGAAACAGGAAAAGCUGAAUGUGGUCUGGCACCCGGAGAAUUCCACUGUCUCCUAUCUGCGCCGUAGCCACUUCUACUUCGAUGAAGCAGCUAGCGCGGGCAAUCUUACGGACUCCAUUGUAGCCCCCAAUAUGCUGAGUGUUGGUAUCGUCAACAAAGUCCAGAACUGGAACCCGAUGCUGCGCACGCUGAUGCUGAUGGCGCUGAAUAUGAAUGGUAACGAGGCAACAUUCGUGAGGUCUGCCGAUGACUGGCUCUUCAAUGGCUUCGAUACUCCGUUAAUAAAGAUGAGCAAAAUGAUACCCAAUAACAUGAUGCCGGACUUGUAUUUCCCUUACGAACGCAUAGGCUACGGUUAUCCGCGCAACGGCAGCACCCAGAUCUAUGGGCAUCAUAAUGUCCAUACUGGCCAGCAGGACUUUAGUAAAUUGGGUCAAAUAGCUCGCUGGCGAUACGACAAUGUUUCAGCUGGCUAUCCCAGUUGCAAGUUGAGGGGUAGUACUGGCGAAUUUCAUCCCACUCCGCUGCGCCAGGGCGAGCCAAUUUCAUACUUUAUACCCGAUCUUUGUCGUGAGAUGCAAUUGGACUAUGCGGGCGCAACGCUCUUUAAGGGUAUCGAGGUUUACAUCUACAAGGGCACAGCAAGAAAUUUAGCAAAUGGCACUGAUAAUCCGGAGAACAGCUGCUACUGUACGGGUAGCUGCAGGGAGGUGCGCUCUGGUCUGAUGAAUGUAUCCUCCUGUUGGUACGAUGUGCCCGUUUUCGCCUCUUUGCCACAUUUCUAUAAUGCCGAUCCCUAUUAUGUUGAAGCAGUGGAAGGCAUGAAGCCUGACAAGGAUCGCCAUGAGAUGAGCGUUAUGCUAGAGCCCACCACUGGCAUACUGCUGGACAUCAAGGCGCGGCUAAUGAUCAGUCUCCUGGUAGAACCGCGUAGAGAAUCCAUCUUCCGCAAGUCACGCCGCACUUUCUUUCCCCUCUGUUGGGUUGACUAUAGGUUGCGAAUUUCGUCCGAUCUGCUAUUCUAUCUGAAACUGUUACCGAUCUCUGCACUCGUGGGAAAAGUCUGCGGUUUUAUAGCCAUAGCAUUAGGCCUCGGGCUGAUGCUUUGGUAUCCGCGACAGAUCCUUCUGCAUAAGCGGUACAUGCGAAAGAUUGAUAUCAAUAACCUGGAAACUCGCAUCCAAGCAGCGAGUAUGGAGGUUAAGACCCAUACAGCCGAGGGGUCCCCCCUACUCGUGGGAUUACAGUAUGUAGAGCCGGCAGGUGAUGGGGCUUGUGCAAGCUGAAAGCAUCUGAUUUGAAUGUUAUGAAUUUUAUGUGAUAAGGAUACAUUUCUAGGGUUUAUUAUGCUUAAGCCUAAGUAAUAAGCGUGUAAUACAUCGUCGAAUAUUUCGCGGUGUUUUAAAAAUGAAGCUAAUAAAAAGGAAUAUCAAAUAUUGCUUCAUACCAUCUUCAUUCAAGAAGGUCUAACAAAA